GAGAAAAGACACACAGGGCUGUUGUCUGAUAGAUCCAAAUUAUUUUUACUCUUCUAUAUGAUAUAUCUUCUUGCAACAUGGACGUGCAGACAAAAAGGAGCCAGUCAGCAGGAAACAUGCCAAAGGAAGCGAGCAGAGAAAAGACUAACAACAGUGUCUCCAAGAACAGGUGGAUUAAACUGGCAGGGCCUGCAGCAGAAUCACUGGCAAAAGCUUUCCUUGGGCCUUCUGUUGUAGUUUUGCAGGAGAACAAGGGAGCAACAAGAGAAGAAGCAGCAGAAGAAGAUGCAGCAAAAAUGCCAACACCACCAGGACAAGAGGCUGAAAGAAAUGCAGAAGUAACAGGACGAGAAGGAACAGUGUCAGUGCCACUAACAAGGAUUGUCAUCACAGGAGCAGCCCAAGCCGGGAAAAAUAUCAAAGUGCUCAAAAUUUACAGGAUUCUUCUGCUCGGAAAAACCAAAAUUGGGAAAAGCAGCCUUGCAAAUACCAUAUUUGGAGAGGAUGUGUUCGAGAUAAAGCACACUUCCACCCAUGGAACACGUCAGUGUCAAACAGUGUCCAAAUCUGUCCAUGGACGAAGAAUAACCGUGACUGACACUCCUGAUUUCUUUGACACGGACAGACCUGAGGAGCUGAAGCGUGAGAUAGUGAGGUGCAUCUUAGAGUGUGCUCCUGGGCCUCAUGCUUUUUUUGUUGUGCUCAAAGUAGAAGAAUUCACUACUCAGAAGCAGGCUGUCAUUAACAAAAUACUUCAAUAUUUCUCUGAGGAAGCUUUAAAGUAUGUUGUUGUCGUCUUCACUCAUGGUGACCAGCUCCAAGAGGGGAUGACAAUUGAGCAAUUUGUUGCUCAGAAUAAAUGUCUCAGCGAUCUGGUAAAGAAGUGCGGCGGUCGAUGCCAUGUGGUAGAUAAUAAAAACUGGGAAAACAACCAACAGGAUGAAUACAGGAGCAACGAGUUCCAGGUGGCGGAGCUGCUCAACACAACCGACAAGAUAGUGAUGGAAAACAAAGGAGGCUGCUACACCAAUGAGAUAUUCCAAACAGUGAGGAGAGAAGUAGAAAAAGAGGGCAACAGAAUAUCAAUGGUAAAUAUGCAACAACAACACACCAGCAAAAAGGCUAACAACAACCUCUCCAAGCAUGUGUGGAUCAAAUUAACAGGCCCUGCAGCAGAAUCAUUGGCAGAGGCAUUCCUCCAGACAGAUUUGCAGAAAACUGAAGGAGAAGGAGAAGCAGAGGAGAAGGAAGAAGAAGAAACAACAGAGACAAAGGAAGAAAUGGAAACAGACGAAGAAUCAUCAUCAGAAACAAAAGAUGACGUAGAGGAACCACCACAGGAUACAGAGGAAGAACCAAAAGUAGCAACAGACAAAGAUCCAGGAAAAAAAGCAGGAGAAGAAGUAGUGGUAACAGAACUAAAAAAAGCAAAAAAGGGAGAACAAGGAGGCUGGUUCAAAAAGUUUUGCGGUGCUCUGUUUGGGUUUUUGGGGGUGAUAGCUGCAGGAAUUGGGGCAGCAACUUCAGCAGUUAUAGCAGCAGCAGCCGCAGCAGCAGCACUAAGCUUACUGGCCACAUUUGUGUGGUACCACAGCUACUUUAACUGA
This is a messenger RNA of Plectropomus leopardus (leopard coralgrouper), 1607 nucleotides long. NCBI's taxonomy places the organism in Eukaryota, Metazoa, Chordata, Actinopteri, Perciformes, Serranidae. The record is from RefSeq and is a predicted model, not a curated record.